Molecule: messenger RNA, 3687 nt
Organism: Zeugodacus cucurbitae (melon fly)
Lineage: Eukaryota; Metazoa; Arthropoda; Insecta; Diptera; Tephritidae
Product: scavenger receptor class B member 1
Exons: 11
Coding region: 942-3203 (753 amino acids)
Cellular component (GO): cytoplasm; membrane
Molecular function (GO): scavenger receptor activity
Source: RefSeq, a predicted model, not a curated record
UAACGAGUAAAUGCGCUGUUAGCAGUUAUGUUUACAGUCUAAACUGCUGUUAACUACAUAUAUGCCAAGAAUUUGCGCUCAGCUUCAAUUCAUUGAGACUUGAUUUUAUCAAUACAACAACAUUGCGACGUAAUUGCUUACGCUACCAGUGGUCAAGCUGUAUUGGACAGCGGCUGAGAACAGCGCGCAGCAAACAGACUCGGAAUUACCUGAUUACCGGUCUAUAAGCGACGCUGCUGCCGCUGAUGAUGACUGGGCGCAAACGAGAAUCACAGCGACACAACAAACAGCGACAAAAAAAAUUGCAAACGUUAACGUAAGCGGUAGACGCGCUACAGCCUCAGCUUCCAAUGCGGCAGUCAGUGAGGCGUCAGCCAGCGGCUAGCAAAAGCGUUAUUUACCUGCCGUGUCAUGCACCACAACGACUUCAUUCAAAAGUGAGCUGCGCAAGCGAGUAGACGAACUUUUAAACCAGUGAGCUCUCCGUAACGCUAACAAGAACAUAUCGUAAACGUUGAGUUUAAAUAGUGACGUCUUCAAAAGUAAAUUUAAAAAUUAAAUUUUUAGAAAAAAAGAAGCAAAAACAACGUUAAGAACAUGUUAGAACCGCAACAAGGAUAAUUGUUUAUUUAUGCAAAAGUGAAAUUUAUAAAACAAAAAUAUUACAAAUUUUCAAAAAAGUGUGACAUAAACAAUUCAGUUUGAGUGCGCUUGAACUUUACGUACAGAGCUAGAAGCGCUGAAUAAUAUUUUUUUUCGCAAAAAAGCAAACAAAAAUACAAAACAGUUAAUUGUAACACAGCUGACAGCUUAACGCUAAUUGCUGUUAGAUGCCUAAGCAAAUAACGGUAUUUUUUUGAAAAAGCAAAAAAUUCGAAUUUUAGUGCUUUGCUUUUAACGCAAAAACCGUAAAACGCAAAGUAGAAAUUAAACGCGCGAAAAUGAAAGAUUUUGCCAAAAUAUUUUCACGCCGUUAUAGCGCCGUCAAUGUGCAAGACACAGAACAGCAAGAGCAACAGCAACAAGAGUUAACUGCUAAUAUGCAAGCGACAGCGACGACAGGUCCUUACACAGCGUGCAGCAUGUCGCGCACCGCUGAAAAACAACAAAAUAAAAGUUUGAAAGCCAAUCGCAAAAUGAAUCCUGCCGGUAUACUCAGCUCGUUCUUUUACGAACGCAAGAGCAAUAAGCGUGCGCGUUCACCAAAAUGCGCCUUUUUAUUACUCGCCCUCGGCGUGUUGGCCAUCACAACAGCUGUGCUGGUGAAAAUCUUUCAGCCAUACGACUUGAUCUUCAAAUGGAAACUCACCAUGGCUGACGAUGGCGAAAUUUUUAAUUUGUGGGCUAAACCACCGGUAGAUCUUUACAUAAAGAUUUAUCUUUUUAAUAUAACGAACGCAGAGGCUUUUCUGGCGGGACGCGAAAAAAUGAAUGUGGAACAAGUUGGCCCAUAUGUUUACAAAGAAAUCAUGACACACGAAAAUAUCACUUUCAAUGCCAACAAUACAAUGUCUACAACACCCAGUCAUCCAUUGGUGUGGCAAGAACACUUGUCUGAGGGGCGUAAAGAAGAUGAUCAGGUGGUCAUGUUGAAUAUUGCAAUGCUGGCAAUUUCCCAUUUAACCGCUGACAAGCCACUAUUCCUACGCAUGGGCUUACGCACACUGUUUGCAACAUCGAAAUCACUGCCAAUUGUACGUAUGACAGCUAAGGAAUUUAUGUUUGGUUAUCAGUCAUCGUUGACUACAUUGGGCAACACAUUCUUCUCGAAUUGGAUAUCUUUCGAAAAAGUGGGACUUAUUGAUCGGAUGUAUGACUUUAGCACCGACUAUGAAACUUUCUACACUGGCGCAACAAAUCCUGCCAUAUCUGGCCUCUAUGCCACUUAUCGUGGCAAAACCAACUUGCCACAAUGGGAUGGUGAACACUGCAGCAAUAUUGAACUCGCUUCGGAUGGCACCAAAUUCAGGAGUUUCAUACAACCCAAUGAUAGUAUUAAAUUCUUCAGGAAAAGCAUGUGCAGGCCCAUCAAUUUGUAUCGCAGUGGUGAACCACAAACGUAUGGUAGUCUUACCGGUUACAAAUACGUUUUUGAGGAGAAUGCAUUCGAUAAUGGUGUCAACAAUGAGGCGAACAAGUGUUUCUGCAGAAAGAGUAAAUGUCAACCACAAGGUCUAAUCGACGUGACCGAUUGCUAUUACGGCUUCCCCAUCUCUCUAAGUUAUCCACAUUUUAUGCAUGGUGACGCUGGUCUACUUGACAACAUUACCGGCGUGCAACCAGAUGAACAGAAAUACUCCUCCGCAUUUGUUGUACAACCGGAAUCCGGCUUGCCACUCUCCAUCUCCGCCAAAGUACAAAUCAACAUGCAUUUCGAUGAUUUGAGCACCUUCAGACAAGUCAGCCGUUUCAGUCACUUGACCGUGCCGAUGCUGUGGUUCGAUAUUAUGAUGCCCGAACUGCCCGAAUCACUAGACACACGCUUCAAUUUCUACCUCAACAUACUGCCCUACCUCGAUAUACUCGGUUACUGGGGUAGCCUCUUGCUGGGCAUUGCACUGCUACUGUAUGCCGUUACACGCGCCACGUUACGCAUGUCGAAUUUACCGCAAAUGAAUAACAUUUCCGAUGGUAAAUACAGUAAAGUGAAUAUACUACGCGGUGUCACCAAUGUGCACUGCAAUGAUGUCUACAAGCCAUGUGAAAUGAAGCUACUGCAUAAGCAUGAAAAAAAUCAGCAAACGCUUGAGGAUAAUGUAAUCACACGUCAUGAUGAUAUGGAUAUGGAAGCCGGUGUAGAUUUGUUAUACAAAGAAAUGGCCGCAACACAACAGCGUCAGGGUUCAUUUGCUUUGGAAUUGGAGCCGGCGUUAUCGGGUUCUGAGAGUGGUGAUGAUGAUGAUGUGGAGAGUAACUCAUCGGCAUUGUCAUCAUUAUGCAGUCAUAACACAUCCACAUGCACUUGCUCAGUGGAGCGCAGACAAAGUGGUGAAUUUGAGGUGGAGACAACAGUGAAUGAGUCUACAAUUAAUGCCGAUAAUAUUGCAAUUAAACAAACACAAGCGAAUACUGCGCUUAGUAUAGAUGCUAAGCAAGCAGUUAAACAGACGACAACUAACAAUAGCAGCGCCAACAGUAUCGAUCAACAACAACACAACAAUAGCAACAAUAGCCGAGCAAAUAGUCAUAAAUAUACAGUCUAACUGUAUGCACACAGUUUGCAUAAUUUCAACGCGUAUUAAACAUAAACACACAUCGGGUUUUAACGGUUAUGUUCAUUAUAUUUUAAUGUACCUUGGUUAUUCAUUCACUACAUAACUGUAUAUGUAUAUAGUAGUUUAUUAGUUUAUUUGGCGCAUUUAAGGCUCCUUUAUAUUGUUAAAGUAUUGCUUUUUAUCCAAAACGCCUCAUAGUCUUAGUUAGUAAUUUUGUAUUUAUGUAAAGAAAGCACGAUUUGUUUUUUUUUUACUUAAUUUUAUUUUAAUUUUACAUGUACCAAUGUAAUGCAAAUGCUUUUACACAGUAAUUAAUUUCGAUAAAUUUUGUCGACUUUAAACUGGUUAUCAGCUGUGAUAAUUAGCAAUGCAUGCAUACAAAUGUAGCAUAUAUUAUAUAUGUAUAUGUACAUAUAUGUAUGCCUACAAAUGUAUUUAUUUAAGAUUAAAUGCAUUUGCACAAAUUGAAAAA